UUAAACUUUAGGCCAUUUGUAGUUGCUUUAUAUAUUUAUGUAUUUUUUUCUUUGUAACUAUCUGCAUGUUAGAUGAGAACACUCUGACCUUCUAAGUGGCACAUGCUUGCAGUUUAUAUUAAAUCUCACACUUUCAAAAUUACCUGAAGAUUUAAAAUAUGAGAUGAUCAUAACUGAGGAAAAGGGAUUAUGCAGUCUAGGCUAGCCUAGGCUACAUAGACAAAGUGUGUCUCAAACAAACACACAGGCACAUGCACCAGCAAAUGCCAUUGGCUGAUAAGGAGCUAAGUUUAGUUGAGCAAGCUUAUGGGUUAUCUGUAGAUUUAAGACUGUGUUGGUGAUGUUCUAGCUAUAACAACAGCAGAGAGGUGUAAACUAUUAGCAAAAUCAGAUGACACAUAAAUACUAUCAUUUGAAGCAGGCAAAUAAAAAGUUUUGAGGUGUGGGCAUCCACAAAGUAGAAUGGCAAAUCAAGGUAGGAAGUUAUUCUCUUUCUCUUGUAGGAGCUCAGAAGCUUUCAUAGCAUGGAUGGGCUUUGGGUAGAGCUUAAUUUAUUGCUUUCAUUCAUUCUAGACUGUUUUCUGAAGAGUGAUGUCUAUUUCCUUGAGCUCUUUAAUUUUCUUGCCAAUGUGGAUAAACAUGGCACAAAUCCAGCAGGGAGGUCCAGAUGAAAAAGAAAAGACUACAGCAUUGAAAGAUUUGCUGUCUAGGAUCGAUUUGGAUGAACUCAUGAAAAAGGACGAACCACCUCUUGAUUUUCCUGAUACACUGGAAGGCUUUGAAUAUGCUUUUAAUGAAACCGGCAGUACUUCUGAUGGAGAAGUGGUGUCCCUGCCUAGGUGACCGAGAAAACAGUAACAACAGCUGACUCCAUAGAGUAGAUGGAGGGGACUUGAGCAGCACCUCACCCUCACAUGGCUCCUGCCAGGACAGAGAGGCAUUACCCUCAGUGAGGUAAGUCUCCAAGCUGCCUCAGACACUGUUCCACCAAAACAAGGAGUUAGUACAAGGGCCUGGGUGUUACCUGGAUCAGUAGACAUUUUCUUUUGUUGCUCUUAGUCCAUCUGCUUGUAAGCCUCUGGCCCAAAUUCUCUGUCAAUCAGAAGCCUCUUCCAUCAAGGAGACCUGGUAACAAGGCAUUUUGUGAAGAUGACCAAAUGUUCACUUGUCCAUCACCCUGUAACCAAUCAUAACUUCCCCAUGGCCUGAGCAGAGAAGUAUCACCUGUGUGUUCCCCCUUCCAUCCAGUGUGUUAGGGCUUGAGUGGCAUCUCCUGCUCUAAGCACCAUCCAGUUGAAAAUGUCCCUUGCUGAGUGUAGUCCCAGGAGUCUCCUUGGUAGCCCCAGCAUAGGGUCAUACAGGCAGCAAAAGUCUUUCCCAGCCUGCUGCCUGGAGACACAAAGCUUCAGCACCAGCCAUGUCCCUACAGGAUGUCAGAAAGAAA
Molecule: messenger RNA, 1444 nt
Organism: Peromyscus eremicus (cactus mouse)
Lineage: Eukaryota; Metazoa; Chordata; Mammalia; Rodentia; Cricetidae
Product: cotranscriptional regulator FAM172A-like
Exons: 3
Coding region: 592-843 (83 amino acids)
Source: RefSeq, a predicted model, not a curated record